AUGCCGGAUCUUCCGACGCUAGUCUUCAUACCUGGCUCCUGGCAUAGACCCACAUGCUAUGACAAGGUGACCAAAAUCCUUCAUGAGCAGCAUGGAUUAAAGUGUGUCUCAAUCGCCCUCCCAUCAACGACGGGAAACCCGGCUGCGACCUUCAAAGAUGACAUUGAUGCUGCCCGUAAAGCUAUAUCCAGCGAGACAACCCAGGGGCGCAAUGUGGUUGUCCUUGCACACUCGUACGGCGGCAUGAUUGGCAAUAGCGCUAUCAAGGGUUUCACGCGGCCACAAGACGCCACCGCCCAAACGGGAUACGUUAUCGGUCUCGUCCUCAUAGCCACUGGCUUUACACUGACAGGACUGGCCUUCAUGGAUCCGUUCUUCGGCCGUCCACCUCCUUCCUGGCGGGUCAAUAGCGAGACCGGCUAUGCUGAGCUUGUCGCUCCUCCACGUGAGCUUUUUUAUCACGACUUGCCGGCGGAAGAGGCUGAAUUUUGGGUUUCUCAGCUCACGACCCAGAGCCUGAAAGCAUUGUUCGAGGGUGGUGAGCAUGCAUAUUCUGGUUGGAAGGAUGUGCCUGUCUGGUAUAUUGGCACCGUCGAGGAUCGGGGUUUGCCGGUGUUGGUGCAACGGAUGCAGGUGGGUAUGGCAAGGGAAAUGGGUGGUAGUGUCGAGCAUAGGGAGCUACAGACCAGUCAUUCACCAUUUCUGAGUCAGCCAGAUGUGACAGCAAGGAUCAUACUGGAGGCAGUCGAGGCGUUUACAGUCAAGCAAGCGGGAAAUGAAUCUACAAUGAGUGGACGUGGCGAUGCGAUAUCAGUGCCGAUGGCCAGGCUUUGGCAGCCUUUCACAUGGAUUAGAUUUGGACUACCGCUGGCCCUGGGUCACGUAGUAGGAAGGUGUGUCCUCCUGUUUAGCUGGGGGAGGAAGUUAUGGAGGUCUGGUUUCAGGUAA
This is a messenger RNA of Aspergillus pseudoviridinutans, 948 nucleotides long. Its product is annotated as alpha/beta hydrolase. The transcript has a single exon. NCBI's taxonomy places the organism in Eukaryota, Fungi, Ascomycota, Eurotiomycetes, Eurotiales, Aspergillaceae. The coding region runs from base 1 to 948 and encodes 315 amino acids. The record is from RefSeq and is a predicted model, not a curated record.